Paramecium tetraurelia is the source of this 518-nucleotide messenger RNA. RefSeq lists its product as uncharacterized. The record is from RefSeq and is a predicted model, not a curated record. The transcript is spliced from 3 exons. Lineage: Eukaryota; Ciliophora; Oligohymenophorea; Peniculida; Parameciidae.
CUAAUUUCUAAAACAAAUGGCAUAGCCAACUCCAAGAAUCAUAAAAGAGACAUAAAACUUAGCAAAGGACAAGGUUUAAGGUAUUGAAGUGACUCCUAAUCCUGCAAAUUUCAAACAUUUUUUCGUUAUAAUUUCAGGGCCUCCCAAUACUCCAUAUGAAGGUGGAGUUUUUGACGUUGAGUUGCUAUUACCGGAUGAUUAUCCAAUGUCCCCACCAAAAUGUGUAUUCAAUACAAAGAUCUAUCAUCCAAAUAUUGAUAAUCUAGGAAGAAUUUGUUUGGAUGUGUUAAAAGACAAGUGGUCUCCUGCACUUUAAAUAAGAUCAAUUUUGCUAUCAAUUCAGGUGUUACUGAGCUCACCCAAUCCUGAUGAUCCAUUAAACAAUGAAGCAGCCAAUUUAUGGAAAGCAAAUGAAGCCCAAGCACUAAUGAAAGCUAGAGACUUCACAUUGAAAUAUGCAAAAAAACAUUGAUAUGUUUGAUUUAUUGGAAAAUAAAUAUAUAUUUGAUAUUCUUUAA